GUGCGACCUAACGCCCACCUAUAUAUCCAUCCCGAUGGCGGGCUGUGUAUGCCUUGGGGCUUUUAGGGUUAGGAGCGAAUGCGCCUUGGCUGCGCAUCAUGAGGUCAGCAUCAUUGAUACACAGGUGGCUUGUGGUUUUUCUACUAUGCACCUCAAAUGCUUUUUCUCGUAUAACCCUGAAAGUCCUACGAACGAACAAUUAAUCCACAUUGAAAAUUUGAACUAGAGUUAGCUACAUAUACGAUAUAAGAUGGGGGGCAAUUCAGCUCGAUUCCGGCGGGAAUCCCAGCAAAAAAGACAAUUUUCCGGAGGACACGAGGACGACACGAAUCGAAAGCGUUCCUAUCGGAUUCAUUAUGUCUAAUACCAAGAGAAUCCACAGACCAAUAUUCUAUAAAAAUGUAAAAGCUAUUAUUAAGGAUGUAGUCUACGGUCGACCAAUUCAUGGCAAACAUGACACCAAACCUCGGGAGUGUCCCGAGAAGACUCGCCCUGUUUCAAAUAACGUUGAUCCAAACGAAAAAUCCAGUGAGUUGGGAAUAGGUGGUACAGCACCAGCUGUAAUCCCAACUCAGAACACCUCGGAGACGAUGUGUUUCCCAACAUGCGUAGGACCAGACAGUACGAAUCCCGGAGCUGAGCCACUUCCAGCUAAAAAUCGACAUACGUUUCCUCUUUCUGAAAAAGAAGACUUGGAGUUCAAAGCCAAAGGGUCUAAAACCAGGACUGCCGCACCCCGAGAAACAGAAACGCCGGGUCAACAACAACAACCUGUUCCCGAUGACUUUAAACGCACAGAUAAAAACAGCAAACAGAUUUUACAGAGGGAAUUUCAGUCAGAUAUAGACGCCAUGACUGAAAAGUUAUUGGAAUUGCAACGGAGAAGGGAUGCCGAUACCAAGGCAGCCGAAGAUUCGAAACAAUUCGUCCGAGCUUGGGAACUAAAACUACUUCCCGCUCUAGAAAAGAUCAUGGAUGAUAAUGUUAAAGACGGAUAUAGCAUCAAUGUCCGUCGGGGAGAGGAGACCGGCCAUCGCGUGAUUGAAAUCAUGACUUCCGACGAUGUGAAGACCGACGUCCAGACGACCCUCCAAGAAGCCAAGGAUAAGCAUCUCGACGGGGACCUCAAGACAAGAACUACUAUGCGAUUCCGAUUAGGAUACAUCAAACGCCUAGCUGAAGAAAACCCCACCCUAAGAUCGACUCAAAGCGAGGAAUGGCUUACACCAGUAAAUACUCGUCGCUAUACAAACCCGGUCAUGGGAGACUCAAUAGGCCCGCACUUUAGAGAAGGUGGGAGUGCUACGAUGGGACCUUUACUUCAGAUAGCACAGAAGCUCUACCGCAUAUUAAAUUGGCACACUUUUGACGAUGAAGAUCAAUGUCGACGCUGUGAAGACCCCAACCCGCCAGCAUUAGAUGCCUACCAUCCCUCGCUAGACGACGCAAUGAAUUCUGGCGAGCAGAGCAUUUCAAUCGGCAAGACGGUCGCAUACUCGGGUCUGAUGCACAAGACCUGGCGAAUGUCUAACUCAAUACAGAGUGCAUUCCAAGAGGAAUUGGGGGAGGAAACUAGCCCAGUGAAGACAGUGACAGACUGGGUUUUAGUUGAGACCACCACGAAAUAUCAAGUGAAUAAAGUGCGCGGAGGUGGAAUCUCCUUCCUUACCGAUAGAUGCAACUCUUUCUCAAAGGACGUCACAAUGACUGCAAACCCAAAAGUCCGCGGUUCUCAGCUUGUGUACUCUACUGGUCGGUCCAGUGGACACUCGUUCGGUCAAAUCUGCGAGGUUCCUUCCCUUUAUGUGCUCCGUGGCGGCGUUAGAACUCGAAACUGGUGCAUCGAGAGUACUGCUCAGGGUGAUGAUUGGAAUCGAGGUGGUAUGGGCAUCCCCGGAGAUUCAGGCGCACCAGUAAUUGAGCAAACCACCGACAAGCUUCUCGGCCAGAUCUGGGGGCGGGAUAAGUACGAUAAAUCAGAUGGCAAAAGUUCUCCUGUCACAUACUUCUCAGCAAUCUCAGACAUCUAUGACGAUAUUCAAGAACGAAUGCAAACAGCAGAUGUCCCCAAACUUCCCACGAAUGCAUCACGCGAGACCAGUAGAUCAGCAAGUCCAAUACAAGGUGUACCUCCUAUAGCAAAUGACGGCCGAAGGCCAACACUCGCCAGCAUCAGCGAAGACGGGGACGAACAACCAGUAGCGCAAACCGGAAAUCUAAUCGAGAGACGCUCAAACGCGAGAAGUUCCACGCCCAUGGCGAGGUUAUCCGGAUAUGGCGGGAAAUUGCCAGGGUUGGAACCGGUUCGGAGGUGGACAAUGAUUGCACACGCUGCGACAUUUUAGGAGGUGUUACGGCGUUUUCUCAUUUUCCUUUCCCGUCUGGGCUUUUUGUGGCGUUUUUCUAAGGAGGGGAAAGGGAAAGGUAUCACGGUGCGUAGGCGUUUUUCCUCCACGGUACAGUCGUUCUGUCAGGAUGGGUAUAAUGUACACUAAAGCAAGCCACUUGGGUUUCACUGUAGUAACAAAUCAUAAAUUUUGACUUGGCUUUAAGUGUGUUGGUGUAUUCGCUGUAAGUAAAGUGAGAAGAGUUCGACAUACCAUUUUCCGAUUUCGCUACAUAUAAUAUAUAGCGUUCUUUAAUCUCGGAGUUCGCAUAGAUUGGCCAUCAUGAACGCCGUGUAAGGCAA
Messenger RNA from Hypoxylon trugodes, 2689 nucleotides. RefSeq lists its product as uncharacterized. Lineage: Eukaryota; Fungi; Ascomycota; Sordariomycetes; Xylariales; Hypoxylaceae. The coding region runs from base 357 to 2345 and encodes 662 amino acids. The record is from RefSeq and is a predicted model, not a curated record. The transcript is spliced from 2 exons.